UAAAAAUGUCCAAACAAUUUGAUGAUGAACGUGGCCAGCGAUCUGAAGCUUCAUUUCAAACAAAUAAAAUGAUGAUGAUGAACAAAACAAAUUCAACUUUAAAUGAUUCGACAUACGAAUCAUCGUCAUCCAUUAGAGAAUCUUCUUCUCUUCAUCAUGAUGACGAUGGUAUGGAAAACGAAGAAGAAAAAGAAGAAGAUCAAGAAAUAUCAAUGUCAAACAAUAAUGAUGAUGAUGAUCGACAGAAUUUGACAUGGAAUGAAAAAAUGGUGAUACUAUUACAGAAUUUUAGCCAAGAGCAAUUUAGCCGUUAUGAAAUGUGUAGACGUUCAAAAUUUUCAAAAUCUAUUAUAAAAAAAUUAAUACGUUCAAUAACAAAUGUAACUAUCAAUGAUCGUACUGCAAUUGCAUUAGCAGGUAUUGCUAAAGUUUAUGUUGGACAAUUAAUUGAAACAGCAUUAGAUUAUCAACAAUCAAUCGGUGAACAAGGACCAUUAAUGCCAAAACAUAUACGUGAAUCAUAUCGACAGCUAAAUCGUCAAAAUCAAACUAUUUCUAAUUUUUGUAAUAAUAUUUGUAUUGUUGGUAAUCGAAAUAAA
Molecule: messenger RNA, 599 nt
Organism: Dermatophagoides pteronyssinus (European house dust mite)
Lineage: Eukaryota; Metazoa; Arthropoda; Arachnida; Sarcoptiformes; Pyroglyphidae
Biological process (GO): transcription initiation at RNA polymerase II promoter; RNA polymerase II preinitiation complex assembly
Cellular component (GO): nucleus; transcription factor TFIID complex
Molecular function (GO): protein heterodimerization activity; RNA polymerase II general transcription initiation factor activity
Source: RefSeq, a predicted model, not a curated record